AUGAGUGGUCACUACCACGAGAUCGACCCUUCUGGCGAUGUCGUCCUAGUCCUGUCCGCACAGCGACGCGCUCCCGUCAAGACCAGCUCGACAGAGCCAACAGCACAAGCCAAACCGGCGUCAUCGACUUCUCCAGCGUCUACAGAAGCAGAUCACCAUACGCCUCUCAAACAAGAUUCGGGAGAAAAACCUUCUGAUCCAGAGGAAGCUGCACCAGCUGCAGUUGAAACACCCCAGACCCGCUUCAGAGUCUCGUCGAAACACCUCACUCUGGCAUCAGAGUACUUCAAGGCCCAUAUCAAGAAACGCAUCGCUCCAACAAGCACCGCCGACGAGCCAGGGUAUGAUGAAGUCCAUAUGCUAGACUGCGAUCCUGAAGCUUUCCUGAUAGUCAUGAAUAUCAUCCACGGGAAGGGCCAGCAGAUCCCGAAUGAGGUGGAUGUAGCAAUGAUGCUGAAAGUCGCUGCUGUGGUCUGCUAUCUCGACUGUGAACCGGCAUGUACCUUUGUCCUCGGAGUCUGGAUAAAGCGGUUGCUCGAUGCGAAGAAAGUAGUCUACGACACAUGGGACAACUGCCUGAAAUGGGCCUAUAUCAGCUGGGCUUUCAGACAACCUUCCUUGUUCACAAGCUCCACAAGUGCUGCCAUGUCUUGGAGAUGUUCAUCGUCCAAGUAUCCCGCCGACCUCAAUCUUCCAGUGACUAUCAAAGGUAUUGUUGUCCUAUCAUUUUUCCUAUAUCCUUUAUUGGCCCCUGGAAGUCUCGAGUCUCGAUCCAAUGCAUUGAAGGUCAUAAGUGCUAACUUACAAACGCGUUUUCGCUAG
Molecule: messenger RNA, 822 nt
Organism: Aspergillus thermomutatus
Lineage: Eukaryota; Fungi; Ascomycota; Eurotiomycetes; Eurotiales; Aspergillaceae
Exons: 1
Coding region: 1-822 (273 amino acids)
Source: RefSeq, a predicted model, not a curated record